Caenorhabditis auriculariae is the source of this 6504-nucleotide messenger RNA. NCBI's taxonomy places the organism in Eukaryota, Metazoa, Nematoda, Chromadorea, Rhabditida, Rhabditidae. The record is from the annotation of a GenBank genome assembly.
AUGGGCAUGGGAGGCGGAUAGUGGGGAAGAUAGGAAGAGUGAAGUAAAUUCAAUCAAGACGGCAGUUCUCACACACGUCUUCUGCUGCCUCUUUCCCGUGGCCACGAAGCAUUUUUCGGAGCCGGUGUGAGAGUGUCGCCACUCGAUCUCGACCCAUUGUUUCUCGAUCCCCGCCCAUAUUUACUCGUUUCCUUUUUUAAACAACUUCUCUGUUUCACAUCUCUCGCAAAUGCAAACUGAGUUUCUACCGGAGUUCACAUACUUGUCCAGCUUUUUGAUUUGAUGUACUCUAUUUAAAUCUCCUCAAUUUUUUCAAGAUUUUUUAUUUGAUGCCAACCAAACGAAAACUUCUCCAAAAUGAGCCCCAAAACUUUUGUGAUUUUUUUCCAGUCAUUUUGAGUUCGGGUAAGGUCCGAAAAUAUGUUUUCCAUUUUUUGACACAAAGUGAGCUUCUAGAAAGUUUCAAACCCGAGUUGAAAGUUCGACCUUUUUCUGCAGACAACCCUGAAAAGAUUUGACUUCUGAUAGAUCUAAUACAUUUCCGUUGAUCCUAGUAAUACAAAAAAUGGCUUUCCUCUCACAGGAAGGCCAGUAAUUGAAAAUUAAUCUUUGAAGUGACACGGUCACUUAUGUAUGUACCACAUGAAUCUUGAUGAAUCCAAAAUGGUAUUCAAAGUCUCAGAAAAAUGACGUUUUUCAUUUUAAAACAUUAUGUAUUCUUUUUUCGUCUUUUCUUUCUACAACUUGGCUUUCUGAAACUUCAAUACUAAACAAAUGAGUUGAGUGGGCACCCUGUCCUACAAGCCAUCGCUUGUCGGCGGCCGCCGCCUUCGCUUCAUAGACAGCUCUGGUAGCAGCAGCGAGACGUGCAGCGAAAAGUCCCGAGCAGCGGCAUGCGCAGAGCAACCGGCCCAAGCGCCAGCCCAAGUGUCGCGGCCACCUCUGCCGGCUCUUCUAGCCCCGCCGGUACGACCAAACUUCAGACGGAUGUAUGCUCGGUUCGUCGUCGAAUCCUGAGCCGCCACUGCUCUCGCGGAUCAUCGGCGUUCCGCCACCACCGCCACCAAGAGCUCCGACCACAGCCCUCGUCCUCCGUGUCCCUCCUAAGCCUAUCAAAAAGCCGCACGAUCCAAAUCGAAACAAAUACGCCGAGAGCGCUCUUUCUAAGGCAGUUUCAUAUUUGAUAUGUUGAAAAAAAAAUCAAAUUUUCGAAUUUAGACUUCAUUAUCCAAACGCAUGCUCACAUUGUAUCGUGAGAAAGUUUCAAUUCAGGAUUUUUUUCCAAAUUGGAAAAAUGUUUUAAUUUAUUAAAAAAAUCAUUCGAGAAAUUUUUGAUGCGCUGUAUUAAAGUCAUGGAAGUCGUUUUUCCUUCAAAUUUCGAUCAUGAAAAAAAUUUUUUCUUAACAAAAGGUUUGAAAUUUUUUUGAAGAUUUCAGCGUGUUGAAUCUUUCAGGAUCUUCAAAAGUGCGCAAAUAAAUUUUUUUAGGCAAUUCAAAAAAACUUGAUAUAAAAAUCAAAUCUUUUUCUUUUUGUAUUCGAAAAAAAUUUCCCGUUUUAAUGUGAAAAAAAUUUUUUUUGAAUCAAAGUUAGGCCAACAAUUUAUUUUCAAGGCCGACUUGGUGUUAUUUUUCUUCCGCGUUCAUAAUCGAAGUGCGUUCCAAGUACAUUUUUCUUCAUCAAAUAUCAGUCUUAGUGCAGAACCUGCAAGAAAAGCAUGUAUUAAUAAACUUGUACGAUUUGAGAAAAUCCCACGGACAAAAGUCAAAAGUUAAAUCUCAGCAGCUCUCACGCUCAGACAAAGUCUACGGGUAAAAACUGCAAAGUGUGAGAAAAAACAAGGGAAAAUUGUUAUUUUUGACCUUAUGACUUCCAGUAUUUUCCCAGUAAAUCUAGGAAAGUCCCAAGGGUAACCACCCCGAACAUUCAGCAAGAUAAAGCCUUUUAAUCGGUAACCUUUUGCAGCGUACGCCCCUUGAGAAGGCACGACAUCUCGACAACCUACCCUCGUAUCAGGUUUGUUUCAUCUUUCUCAUUUCCUCGGCUCGGUUUGGCGCUCUUUGUUUCUCACAAAACAUAUAGAAAUGAGUGAAAAGAGGUAUAAUUAUUCCUAACUUCGGCUUGAAAAGUAAUUUUAUUCCCAUAAGUUAGGUAUUCAUUUUUUUAAAUUAUUCUUAUUCCUUUUUUUGAUUAAGCAUAUACUGAUUUAAAUUUCUUAAAACGGAAAACUACUGCGAAUGAAUUUAGACCUUUAUAUACCCAAGCAAGCAGUCUUCUGAAAAUGAUUUUUUUCGUAUUCGUUCAUCGUUUUGAAUGCAUCUUCCCGAUGCGAGAAAUUUUUUUCACAAUUUUAAAAAUAUCCUGAAAAGUUUCCGGAAUAUCUAAUGAAAAACGUUCUUUACCAAAAGAAAAAAUUCAAAUUUCGGAUGUGUGGAACUUGAGGACCACUAUGAAAAAAGAUUAAAAGUUUCGUUAAAGUUUGAAAUUUGACAAACCCAGAGUUCUAACAAAUUUUUUCAGCUUCUUCUAUCAGCGAAUUUAUUUCACUUUGAAUAAGUUUUUGUUUUGUGACUUUUGAAUGAUAUUGUAGUUUUGAACUUUUACCAUUUUUUAAAACUUUGAUUCAACUUAUUACUUUUUCCUCAAGUCGGUCCAUCUUUUUGCGAAGAGCUGAAUCUUCAAACAUGCUGAAGCUACGGAAGAAAAAAUGCAGCACGUCGCCUCAUUACAUUGGAGCAACUGGAAGAACUGAAGUGGCGGCAAGUGCGCAUGUGGGAGGCGGAGCGUCGCCUUAAUCCAUCGUCGAUUGAACUAGUCGAGAACGACAUUGCUUCGAACAAAAAUUUGAAAACGGCUCGUCCACAAAGUUUCUUUCCUUGAAUUGAUGCUCUACUCGCAACUAUCGCACGGCGACGACUAGAUAAUGCUAUUUGGCUGAUCAGGAACGGCCUCCGCCCUCCGUUUUCGUCGACUUUGUGCAAUGAUGCCCUGCGCGACGAGUACAACCGUUGCUUAGAGCUUCUACUCUUCUAUUUUUCUCGGUUUUUCUGUGAUUCCAAAUAUUAUGUAAGCUCGUCUCUGGUUCUUACCAUACUAUGUACCAAACAAGACAAGCGAACACCCGUUACAUCAAAAAGGUUGAGUUUUUCUUCGGUUUCGAGUUGUUUUCUGAAACAGAGAUCUGAAGUCCAUUUGUCACAAGUUUAGGACGGAGGGAACGCAAAAACAAAGUUUUACUUUGAUCACCGUUUGUUGAAUCUGUAGAACCGUUUGAACCGGUAUUGAUCCAACUGAAAACUAACUUUCUGGAAAUGAAGAAAAAUGAGCAACGAGCCGAGCUGCUUAACUUUUAACCCUUGUUGAUGGGUUAUAAGCCAAACUCUCUCGGUUUUAGGCUCAAAAGUUGCUUGACGGGUCUCAUCAGUUGAGGAUCGAUUCACAUCACGUCGGUGCACCUGGACACGGAGCUGGUGAGUUUUUUCCCCUAGCCUUGAGAAUUUCUUCCUUCUAAAAACUCCAUACUUGGAUUUGUGGGAAGUUUUGCCCCGCGCCAAAGGACUUCCUUGCACAAAUUUCCAUAAAUUUUGGCUUUGGGUCUGCUUCUCUUCGUUUUGCCGCCGAAUAAUUUUGAAUAAGAGGCGUGAAAUACUAUCAUUACUGUUGGAACUCCAGGCCACGGACACAAAAAGGAGUUCGGGCCAGCGAUGAUCCUCUACUACUUGGCGUCGGCGUUUCGAGCGCUCUACCCAAGACUUGACGAUGACUUUGUUGAUAAGCUCAACUACUAUUACACGACUACCAUUCGUUAGUUUUUGGUUGCACGAAAUGAAGUAUGAGAGUAGGUGAAAUUGUAGAUUUUUAUGUACACUGAAGUUGCCGAGAUUGCCUUAAAAAUCGUCAUUUCUUCGAAGCUUUGAAAAAAAUUAUUUUCUUGAUUUCUCCACAUGUAGCGAUUUGAUGAAACCUUAUGUACAAGAGCAACGCAAUUUAAAAAUGUAUUUCAGUUGCUUCUUUCGCCCUUCUAGUUUCUGCAAAGCAGUAUGUUGGUGAGUGAAUUGUUUUCUAUUAUACGUAUUGAUUUUUGUUUCCAGGAUUCCCUAUUCAGUGCUGGGUGCCAGCAACAUUCACAGACGCCAUGGAGCAGUACACGGAAAAUUACUGCUGGGUCCAGAAUACUUACUGGGUUCCAAUGCAGGUCAGCUCAGUAAAGUCGAAAAAAAACUAGAAAAAAAAAUUAAUUUGUAGAUCUGAGCCAUAAGUCCCUUGUUAUAAGCUAUUUUCCCGUACAGAGUAAAUAAAAAAAAACAAAGAUGAAACUUUUGGAAGGUGUGUCGAUCCAAAAAAAAUGAGCUUACCGCAAUGAAAUUUUCCGGAAACUCGCAUUUCAGGAAGAUAUUCCGCGAGAGAUCUACUCCAGACGUAACCGCCAAAUUGGUUAUUACCAGUGGGUGCCGUUUAUUCUUGCCAUCGAGGCCUUGCUAUUCUACGUCCCUUGUAUAUUAUGGAGAGGUCUGCUGUAUUGGCAUAGCGGUAAGGUCUUUUUCCGAGUUUUUCCUAUUGAUGAGUCAAAGUUUAAAUAAAAAGACAUAAGUUUAGGGAUAAACUUGCAAGGACUAGUUCAAAUGGCUUGCGACGCCCGGCUCAUGGACUCCGAGGUCAAAACGAGAACAGUUUACACGAUGGCACGGCACAUGCAAGACGAAGUUCAGGUGAGCCUCAAAAAAAGGAGAAACGAUUUUUCUGAAUAUUCUGAGUUUUCCUACUUCAUUUUCCGCGUUUUUGCUAAAGAUCACCCAUCAAUUUUUUAAGAUACAGCUGUUUUGAAACUCCCAAAUAAAACAAGGCAUUAUGGACGGACAAACAUGUUCGGAACUACCAAACGCUAUAUUCUGUGUGUCACGAGUUGAAAUUUCGCCGAACGACAUUCCGCUGUUCCGCUGCGUGCAUUCGCGAAGCGUCUUUCGAAUUUAUAUCACGCUUACUAAUGAUUUUCAUUGCUGUGGUAGUACAGGAAAGUAAAGUAUCUCAAAAAAAGAAAAAAAAAGUUAAAAGCGCGACCAAAAUUCGCAAAGGCGCGCAGCGGCACAGCGGAAUGUCGUUUGGUAAAAUUUCAAUUUGUGGCACAUAAACUAUGUUUAUCGAAUUUUUUUCCGCUUUUCGUAUUGUGAUUCUUAUAAUUUCUUUUUCAAAUCAGUGGUGCAAGUACAGAAUGAUGGAGAAGAAUUUGAUCCCCCUCGAAACACUAAUAACAAUUUUCAAUGAGUUCAUCAAGAUCAAGAAAUAUCAAAAAAUAGAUUGGUCAAAUAAACUUUCAGCUAACUAACAUCGACAGAGCAGCUCACAGUCGCGGCUGUUUUUCGAAUAUUCAAAUAGGAGCCAAUUGCGGAAGGCAUUGUGGCUGCUACGUUACAAUGCUGUACAUUGGCAUUAAAGUACGUGAAUUUCCCUCAUUUUAUACUUAUUCAUCUUUCGAAAAAUUUCAGGUGCUGUACUCGGCGAAUGUGCUUCUUCAGUUCUUUUUGCUCAAUCAUUUACUCGGGUCCAAUGAUCUAGCCUAUGGCUUUUCUUUACUCAAAGAUCUGAUGCACGAGAUCGAAUGGGAGCAAACAGGAAUGUUCCCCAGAGUCACUUUAUGCGAUUUUGAAGUGAGUUUGUUUUGUUCAAUCACACAAAACAAUUUUUUUUCAGGUCCGUGUACUUGGAAACAUCCACAGGCACACUGUGCAAUGCGUUUUAAUGAUCAACAUGUUCAAUGAAAAAAAUCUUCUUAUUUUUUUAUGGUAAAGUUUGAUUUAUAAAAAAAUAAAAAAAUUUACUUAAUUCGAUCAACUUUCCAGUUUUUUUAUCAAUAAAAAAAGAAAAACUUAUAGGUUUUGGUUCUUAACAUGUGGCAUUAUCACAGUAUUCAAUACAGUCUACUGGAUACUUAUAAUGUUCAUACCUAGUCAGGUACAAAGUUCUUGUUUAAUUUUAUUGUUGAACUGAUCCUUUCCAGGGCAUGUCGUUUGUUCGGAAGUAUCUACGAGUCUUGCCGGAUCAUCCAGCAAAACCGAUCGCUGAUGACGUAACACUCAGGAAAUUCACGAAUAAUUUCCUCAGAAAAGACGGUUGGCGUUCAUUUUAUAAUUUGAGAGUCUAACAUUACUGAGUAUUCAAGUUCAGCCAAGUUUAUUUGAGAAACACGCGGUUGAGAUGAGCUUGAAUCCUUUCUAUGCAAACCAAAAAAAAACCAACUUUUGAUACAAAAAACUGUUUCACUGUCUUGUAAGGGAUUUUCAGUUAAGCUAUUAAUGAAUCGUGUUAUCUUCUAUCAUUGUCGUUUUUCGUGUACUUUUAUGUAAUCAAUCGCCUUUUCCAGGGGUUUUCAUGUUGCGUAUGAUUUCGACGCACGCGGGAGAGCUGAUGAGCAGCGAACUGAUCCUGGCUCUGUGGCAAGACUUUAACAACGUCGACCGAAGUCCGACUCAGUUUUGGGACGCCGAACACGGCCAAGGAACGCUCGACUGA